Messenger RNA from Empidonax traillii (willow flycatcher), 2495 nucleotides. It is a transcript of the gene LBR, whose product is annotated as lamin B receptor. Gene Ontology annotation, biological process: sterol biosynthetic process. Gene Ontology annotation, molecular function: oxidoreductase activity, acting on the CH-CH group of donors, NAD or NADP as acceptor. The transcript has 15 exons. Gene Ontology annotation, cellular component: nuclear inner membrane. Lineage: Eukaryota; Metazoa; Chordata; Aves; Passeriformes; Tyrannidae. The coding region runs from base 157 to 2112 and encodes 651 amino acids. The record is from RefSeq and is a predicted model, not a curated record.
CGGCCCCAGGGUUGAUGGGUUUUAAUUUUUACUUUGAGGCUGAUGUGUGCUUGUUUGUAGCGGUGGCGCUGAUUUGGCUUGGACAGGGCUAGGUGUUUUCACCGUCUGGAGGUGAAGAGCUGGAAAUGUGGACAGUGUAGUGGUGAUGCUGGAAGGAUGAAGGCUGACUUUAAAAGGUGUAGCUUUUUGAAGUGGGAUAGCAGGAAUGAGGAUUGUACACCUCCUUCACAGGAGGCACUGAGGUGCAGAACAUGGUGGUUACUUUUGAUAGGGGAUUCUCUUUGGAAAAUGCCAAGCCGGAAGUAUGCUGAUGGCGAGGUGGUGAUGGGCCGUUGGCCAGGAAGUGUCCUGUACUAUGAAGUACAAGUGACCAGUUAUGAUGAUAUUGCUCAUCUUUAUACUGUCAAGUACAAAGAUGGAACUGAACUUGCAUUGAAAGAAAGUGAUAUAAGGUCUCAGUCAUCAUUCAAGCACAGGAAGAGCCAGUCAUCUUCAAGUUCUCCCUCCAGAAGAAGCACCAGCAGAUCUCGAUCCAGGUCCCCUGGUCGGCCAGGGAGAGGGAGACGUCGUUCUUCUUCCCAAAGCAGAGAACAUAAAGACGACAAAAAGAAAACCAUUCAGGAAACCAGCUUAGCUCUACCAGCGAAGCCGAGUGAGAAUAACACCAAAAGGUACAACGGUGAACCUGAAAAUACGGAAAAAAAUGAUACAUCCCGCAUAAUCUUGGAGCAAAAGUUAAAACCGGACCUGGAAGUAAAGCAUUUUGAACAGUACAGCCUGCGUUCAAGGAAAGAUGAAAGGAAGAAAGAUGAGAUAUAUUCAGAGAAAAAGAUUUUUACGACAGUAAAAACAAUUGAGAAAGCGCUGUCGAAAACAAAGGAGCUGGAGUUUGGGGGAAGAAUUGGGACCUUCAUGCUGAUAUUUCUCCUGCCUGCUACUGUAUUCUACUUGCUGUUAAUGUGUAAACAAGAUGACCCCAGUCUUAUGAACUUCCCUCCUCUUCCAGCAAUUGAAAGUCUUUGGGAGACGAGGGUGUUUGGUAUUUUUGUCCUGUGGUUUUUCCUUCAAGCUCUGUUUUACUUGCUGCCGAUUGGAAAGGUUGUAGAAGGCCUGCCUCUUUCAAAUGGAAAGAAACUACAGUACCGGAUAAAUGGGUUUUAUGCUUUUAUUUUCACUGCUGCAGCUAUUGGAAUUUUAUUAUACUUUCAGUUUGAACUUCAUUAUUUGUAUGAUCACUUCAUGCAGUUUGCAGUGUCAGCUGCAGCUUUUUCUUUGGCAUUGAGCAUUUAUCUGUAUGUUCGGUCCCUGAAAGCACCUGAGGAAGAACUGGCACCAGGUGGAAAUUCUGGGUAUUUUAUUUAUGAUUUUUUUACUGGACAUGAAUUAAACCCUCGUAUUGGCAGUUUUGACCUUAAAUACUUCUGUGAGUUGCGUCCAGGAUUAAUUGGCUGGGUUGUUAUAAACUUGGCAAUGCUGUUGGCUGAGAUGAAGAUACACAAUCUGAGUAUGCCAUCCCUGUCAAUGAUACUUGUGAACAGCUUUCAGCUUCUGUAUGUGGUGGAUGCUCUUUGGAACGAGGAAGCCAUUUUGACUACAAUGGAUAUUACCCAUGAUGGAUUUGGAUUCAUGCUGGCAUUUGGAGAUUUGGUGUGGGUUCCAUUUGUCUACAGUCUGCAGGCCUUCUAUUUAGUGGGUCAUCCUACGGUGAUUUCUUGGCCUGUUGCUGCCGCAAUUACUGUUGUGAACUGUAUUGGGUAUUACAUAUUCCGUAGUGCAAAUUCUCAGAAAAAUAAUUUCCGAAGGAAUCCCGCAGAUCCCAAAUUGGCCAAUCUGAAAUUUAUACCCACUGCAACUGGAAAAGGACUUCUUGUCACGGGUUGGUGGGGUUUUGUUCGUCACCCUAAUUAUCUCGGUGACAUCAUCAUGGCUCUAGCAUGGUCCCUACCCUGUGGUUUUAACCACAUUUUACCAUAUUUCUACGUGAUAUAUUUCAUCUGCUUGCUUGUUCAUCGAGAAGCACGUGAUGAACAUCAUUGUAAGCAAAAAUAUGGCUUGGCAUGGGAAAGGUAUUGCCAGCGUGUACCGUACCGCAUAUUUCCUUACAUCUACUAGAGCACUCCAGAUUCCUGAUUGGAAAGUUACUUCUAAAGUUAGUUUCUUGGCAGAUAAAAAUAUACCUCUUACCUUUGCACUUGGUCAUUUGUCAUUGAGGCUUUUUUUGAAAAAAAGAAAAAAAAAAAAAAAAAAAAGGCCAAACAUUGGAGUGCGUCAAAAGUAUUUACUUGUAAACUUAAAUACAUGAGUUAUGUGAACUGACUGGCUGUGACUUCAAUUCUUAAAAAAUUGUGAAUUUAAAAAACUCUUGGAGCCCUAAGUUUUCAAGCUAAAUUUUAUCUAGAAUUCCGAGUUUACAUUUUUUUUUAUUGCAUUUGAUUAAGCACUGUGAUAUAAAGUAUAUUAUUUUCUUAAUACAAUAAAUGCUGAAAUUCCAUCCA